Nyctereutes procyonoides (raccoon dog) is the source of this 10522-nucleotide messenger RNA. RefSeq names its product zinc finger and SCAN domain containing 22 (gene ZSCAN22). The record is from RefSeq and is a predicted model, not a curated record. The coding region runs from base 5234 to 6709 and encodes 491 amino acids. Gene Ontology annotation, molecular function: DNA-binding transcription factor activity, RNA polymerase II-specific; RNA polymerase II cis-regulatory region sequence-specific DNA binding. Gene Ontology annotation, biological process: regulation of transcription by RNA polymerase II. The transcript is spliced from 3 exons. Lineage: Eukaryota; Metazoa; Chordata; Mammalia; Carnivora; Canidae.
UCAUGAGCUUACUCUCUCUAAAAUGAGUAAAUAAAUCUUUAAAAAACAAAGAUGCUUUUUCAGUUGUUUGUGCCUUGUGUUAACUCAGGCCAUAUAGUUUUGGGUUAUGUGGUUUUGUUUUGCUCCUCUGCCAGAAAGUAAAGUUUAUAAUGUUGAAAUGUGCUGUGUCAUAAAGUCGUGGUCUUUAAAAAGACUGUGUGUCAUUCAUCAGCUUCAGCAUGAGGACUUCAUUAAAAUCAGUUGAGCCAGUGACAUUUAUGUAAGACUUUAGCACUUCAUAAGCAUUUACAUACAUUGUUUUGUUUAUUCUCCUCAGCAGCCCUGAAAUGCAGAUAUUUUUAUCCCCACUUCAUAGACAAGGAGCUGAGGUUUUUUAAAAAAUACUUAUUUAUUUAUAUAUUUAGGGAGAGGUGGAGGAGAAAGAAUCCCAAGCAGACUCCUCAUUGAGCAUGAGCCCCAUGCAGGGCAUGAUCUUAUGAUCCAGAUAUGACCUGAGCUGAACACAAGAGCCAGAUGUUUAACUGCAUCAUCCAGGUGCCCCAAGGAGCUGAGAUUUUGAGAGGUUAAACCACUUGCCUGAGGCCCCUAGCGGGAAGCCACUCAUAUUUCAGGAUGAAAAUACUAGAGUUAGCAUAUAGGGACAGAGUGGCAAUAAUCCCUCCAUCCUUUUCAGCAUAUGCCAGGGCAUUUACUGUAAGGAGGCAGCUCUAGAAUGUAAUGUCCUUGAAGAAGCAGGUUGAGCCAUCUGGCUGACUUAGGGAAAGAUGAAACGUAGGAGCUGGGCAGCCAUUGCUCAGUCCAGACGUUGGUUAUGUGCCUGCUGGAGCCAUGCCUUUGUUCUGUCACAGGCAUGAGCCUUUCACUUUUCCAUACAGCCUCACUCAGGGGUUCUCUGUGGCCAUCAGGAUGUGGUCUGGCCUUGAAGCCUCUGAAUUCACCCCCCCACAGCCCAUCUUUCCAGGUUUAUCUCCAGUCAUUCCUGUGUUGUCCAAGCCAGCUUGUUCCGUGUCCUCAGCAUCAGUACCCUCCAGGGCACCUCCUUACUGGCUGAAUCAGAAGCAGCCUGUCUUCCCCUUAUGCCCCCCAUGGCAGCAUGAACAUUGUGUUGUCACUGUCCAUGUCCUUGUUCAGAGCCCACCCUGGACCCAGAGGCCCUUUAGCACACUCUGUAGACCCAUCUCCUGGCAUGUGGCAGGGCCAAAAUCGACAGGGAAUGAAUGAGUGAAUCAAUGAGACACCAAAUACAAAAUGACUGCAAGGAGGACGACUGGGUGGCUCAGUUGGUUACACAUCUGCCUUCGGCUCAGGUCAUGGUCCCCAGGGUUCUGAGAUCAAGUCCUACAUCGGACUCCCAACUCAGCAGGGAGCCUGCUUCUCCCUCUCCCCCCCUGCUUGUGCUCUCUCUCUCAAGUAAAUAAAAUCUUUUUUUUUUUUUUUGAAUUACUGCAAGGGAGUUCCCAAGACCACUUUCAGGUUCCAUGACUCACUAGGACUCCAGAACUCAAAAAAAGCUGAGAUACUGUUUAUUACAGUGAAAAGAAUACAAAUUAUAACCACAAAGUUAGAAGGUACAUAAACUGGAAUCCAGGUAAAAACUUCCAUUUGUCCUCUCCCAAUGUAGUCACAGACUCUGUAGUACUCCCCGCAAGGCGUGACAAUACACAUGAAGUAUUGGCAGCCAGGGAAGGUUACCCAAGCCUGGAGGCAUUUAUUGGGGGUUGGCCACAUAGAUGUGGAGUACCUGCAUGACUGGCCUUAGUUCCUGAGCCUCCAGCUGUCUCAGAGAUUAGCCUGAUCCGGUGUGACUCAAGGUCCCAUCAUAAAUCACACCUGGUGUAGCCUAAGGCUCCUGGUGAGGAAAGACACUUAUCAGGCAGGAUAUUCCAAGGGCUUGGAGGUUCUCUCAGGAGCCAAUCCCUAGGGCCUGUCAAUUCUUUGUAAUGUGCAGUUUGGACAUCCCAGGUCUACUGAGUUCUACUCUUUGCUGCACAAUGGCCCAGCGCAGCUGGUGACCAGUGAUGCCUCCUUACCUAGCCAAGUGCCACAGCUACUACUACAGCACACAAGAGAGAAGAGGCUUCAGCCAACUGGAGGCAGUGUUGUUUGGGAUGCUCCAGAUUCCCCUACAAGAGGGCAAGACCACCUCAGGGGCUACAUCUUCAGGAGAGCAUCCUGUGUGAGCCCCAGGGACCAGGCUGAGAAGUAGGAGAAACUGGGCAGCUGGUAAGCCUUUGGGGCAUCACAUGGCAUGGAUGGGGCAGGCUUGCCACCCUUUCUGUAGGGUGGUUGGGCCUCAGAACCAGCUAAAUCCAGCUCCAUGAGUUUAAGUCCACUACAACCCAAAUAAGCUCUGGGUCUCUACCCUCUGCCUCAUAUUCCUUAUCUGUAAAAUGGGAUAGUGAUCCCUUCCCUACAAGGAUUUAACAUGUUAACUUGUAGAGAAAGAGUAUGUCCAGUAUGAGUGCUGUUCUACCAGGAAACAGUCUCCAGUUGAGGCAGGUCAGUGAUGGUCAUAGAUUGGCUGUGGUUGGGCAAUGAGAAUGAUGUGCGGCCAACAGCUAGUGUGAAUGGCCCUAUGGGAACUUGGAUGGUCAUGUGGAGAGGACAGCAGUUGUAAAGCCAUGGGCUUUUGGACUGGGAAGACCUGAGCUUUUCUGGCAUCUGAUGGUCAGGGCAGAGGCUGGCACAGCACCACAUAGGAGCAGGGUCCUAGCCACAGAAUGUCCCUGGGGCCAUUCCUUCCCAUAAGGAUAGAUGGUCUUCAAGUUCUUUUUUAAUUUUUUAAAGAGAAUUUUUUUAAGCUUUUAUUUAUUUAUGAUAGUCACACAGGUAGAGAGAGAGAGACAGAGACAUAGGCAGAGGGAGAAGCAGGCUCCAUGCACCGGGAGCCCGACGUGGGAUUUGAUCCCGGGUCUCCAGGAUCGUGCCCUGGGCCAAAAGCAGGCGCUAAACCGCUGCACCACCCAGGGAUCCCGGUCUUCAAGUUCUUUGCCCAUUACCAUUGAUGGCUCACCUCUGUCUCAUAUCAAACAUCUGUCUGCAAAGAGCUGUCCAGACACCAUGCCAAGGGCAGGGGAGCCAUGGGCACUGACUGCAGGAGGCAGAGGCUGGGCAUCCAGGCCCAGCCAGACAAUCCUGCCAAGGGGCAAGGGGGAGUCCAUGGGGCCUCAAGGUUCUCACUUCUCUACUUGGGUGGCCCCUGGUAGGGUGUGUAUCUGCACUUGAACACACCCUCACACAUCGCACACUGACAAAAGAUUCUCUCCAUGACCAAGUUUCAGUCAGGUUGUUCUGAGCAGUUUUUGAUGAGGCCUCAAACCUGGAGCUUCUGUGUCCAUUAUAGAGUCUAGCUAAGUCACUUUAGCAAGAAUCUCCCACCUUCCAUAUGUGUUUACUCUGGUUCCUCCUCCUCCCCCUCUCCCCAGUGAUAUCUGCACACCCUGGCCUGCCUUCAGCAAGAAUCCUGUUCGACACCCCCUUUCCCCUGACAUUUCCUCUUAGUAACUGUUUUUCCACUGACCCCCAUGCUGCUCCCUGACUAUAAAUCUCCACUUGUCCCUAGUGGAAUCAGAGUUGAGCCCUAACCUAACCCCCAGUAUAUCCCAGAAUGUGACUGUCAUACACAGUCUGGGACCUUCAUGCUCUAUCAGGCCCUCCUGGGCACCACAUCUCUGUCUCACAGACACCAUUACACAAUGUGACAGCAUUACACAGAAUGCUGCAGGAUUAUCACAUAUGGUGACUAACACGGAGGUCUCUCUCACACACACACAGAACUACCCACACACGUGGUCAUAGGGAAUGACACAUGCAAUCUACCUCUAGGACACUUAUAGUCGCACAGGACAAACACAUGGAAUCACCUGUAUACGGUCACAGAAAGCAACACACACUAUAUAGGAUGCACACUCUUCACACCAACACCCGCACUCCUUACCUUCACGCACCAUGCACGGUGCUGCCUCCUGCACAGACCCCGGCCCAACUCUCCGCUCUCCGCCACCACAACCCCAUAAAGGCCCACCCUUCAGCCAGCUGUCCCGUUCAGACUACAACUCCAGGCGAGCCCCGGGACGCGCAGGGAGGACGCGAGGCCUUCUGGGGAUUGUGGUCCAGAAGAACGAGACGGCGGCGUGGGUGCUUUGGGGGCCGCGGAGCUCGAGACGCGAGACCUGAUGAAAACCGUAAUCCUGGCUAGCAGGCGCGGCUGCUGGACAGCGCAGCGCAUUCUGGGAGUCAUGGUCCCGGCGAGCGGGCGCGCAGGCGGCCUAAACUAGGAGGCGCCUCCGAGAGCACUCCCGGAAGUGGCCGCAGCUGCGCGGGUGAGGGGGUUGCUAGGGGUGCGGUCCGCUGGAGUCGCGGCGGGAAAGGAAAGCGCCAGGCCCCGAAGCUCGCGGCGGCCUGAGCCAGACGGGCGGGCCCUACCCGCCGACGGGGCUUGAAGCGCUAACCACCAGCGGCGCGGCUGGAGGACCGACUGACGGACGCACGGACCAAGUGUGGAACUCCCUGUCGGAUGUGGGAGCCGCUGACUGGGACGCAGCCUGCCUGUGGGCUCCGGCAGGGGCCACAUCGCGGGCGUGCGUUUCUGACUGGUAGCCUGGGAGUGGGGGCGGUCUUCGGAUGUCCUAUGCGGCUGACCAAGACGGUGGCCUGAGUUUCCAGGGGAUCCUGUGAUGUUAUGAGUGAGAGGGUGGGGGUGUGGCUGGCCGUGUGACCUCAGGUGUGACUGCGAGCAUCUAUCGUGUGACUGACGGGCCGAGAUUAUGAGUGGCUGUGCCGGAAUCCUCCGCUGUGACGGCGCUGCUGUGAGGGCCUGUGUUUACGGGACUAACUGCAUUUUGUGCGUCUGGGCAUAGUUUGGAGUAUGACUGACACCGUGCCUGAGAUAGGGUGUGUGUGUGACUGUGUGAUUGACUAAGAUUUUGUCAGGCCUACUGAAAUUUGGGUGAUUUGCAGAGAGUUCACCAAGUAGGUGACAGGGACUUUGUGCUUUGUGUGUCUGCAGUUGGAGUUAUUUGACAACCCGUAGCAGGGUUUAUGGAUAUGUCCCCCAGCACCUGUGGACUUAAGUCUGGCAGUCAACAGAUUGGUUGUUUACCACAUGUUUGCUGUGUGCCAGACCUGUACUGGACAUCUGUCAUGGAUCACCUUGGGUAACCUCACAGCAGCUCUCUGAGAUCCAGUUCCAACACUCCAGCCAACCUGUGCCUCACUUUUUUGCUGCUGCUUGAUGGCCAUGCCCAAGAGCCCUCUGAGCCCAGUGCUCUGGGAACAAGAUGGCUUUCUACAUGUGAAGGUGGAGGAUGAGGAGGCCAGCCUCUCUGAGAUCCAGGAAUCUAGCCUUGGCCACACUGCCCACCCUGAGACUGCACGUCUUCGCUUCCGGCACUUCUGCUAUGAAGAGGCAUCCAACCCACAUGAGGCCCUGGCCCAGCUCCGUGAACUCUGCCACCAGUGGCUGCAGCCUGAAGCACACUCCAAGGAGCAAAUGCUGGAGCUAUUGGUGUUGGAGCAGUUCCUGGGUGCACUGCCCCCCAAGAUCCAGUCCUGGGUGGGUGCCCAGCUCCCCAAGAGUGGUGAGGAGGCUGCCAUGCUGGUGGAAGGUCUGACUCAGGCAUUCGACAAGAGAGGAUGGGACCUAGGAGCCAAGCUCUCAGAGGCAAGCUGCAAGCAGAGUGAUUUGGAAGAGUCAGAGUCAUUAAACAGGGCCACUGAAACCCUCAUGAGAGGUGUUACCCUGGGACUCACCUGUGGUGAUGCUUGUGAACCUGAGGGCAGCUCAGAGAGGCAGGCAGGACUCUCAGGGGAAAUCUGGACAAAGUCUGUCCCCCAAGAGAUGGAUUUCAGGGAAACUUCAGAGCCUCACAAGGAUGUUCUCACAGACCAACCUAGCUGUGAAUCUGGUGCCUUGGGGAAUAGUCCCAAUGUGUGGCCAAAUUUCACCUCACAAGAUAAGACACCAGAAGAGAAAUUUGAUCCACUGGAUGGCGAUAGGACAGAGCCUCCAUACAUAUACUCAGGGAGGAAUUCUUCCAAGUGUGGUGAAUGUGGGAAAACAUUCCAGAACUCCUCAGCCCUUGAGACACACCAGAAGAGCCAUUCUCGGAAGACACCCUAUACUUGUAGUGAGUGUGGGAAAGCCUUUAGCCGGAGCACUCACUUGACCCAGCAUCAAGUCAUCCACACAGGGGCAAAGCCCCAUGAGUGUAAAGAGUGUGGGAAGGCCUUUAGCCGAGUCACCCACCUAACUCAGCACCAGAGGAUCCACACUGGAGAAAAACCCUACAAGUGUGAGGAAUGUGGCAAAACUUUCAGCCGCAGUACUCAUCUCACUCAGCACCAGCGAGUGCACACAGGGGAGAGGCCCUAUGAAUGUGAUGAGUGUGGGAAGGCCUUCAGUCAGAGCACCCAUCUGACUCAGCAUCAGCGCAUCCACACUGGGGAGAAGCCCUACAAGUGUGAUGCUUGUGGGAGAGCCUUCAGUGACUGCUCAGCUCUGAUCCGCCACCUGAGAAUCCAUUCUGGAGAGAAACCAUAUCAGUGUAAGAUUUGUCCGAAGGCUUUUGCACAGAGCUCCUCCCUCAUUGAGCACCAGAGGAUCCAUACAGGAGAGAAGCCGUACAAAUGCAGCGACUGUGGGAAGGCCUUUAGCCGCAGCUCGGCCCUCAUGGUUCACUUGAGGAUCCACAUCACAGUGCUGCAGUAACCAAAGAAAGCCCUUGGGACCCAGAAUAACAACUUCUCCUCAGAGGCUCAACAUUUAAGAGAAACCCUAAAUUCCAAAGAACAAAGAAUGGGAUGGGUGAUUGAUAGUACCCUAAAAUGAUAAGGUGCUUAAGGGCAGACUCUGGGGCUAUCUGGGAACAACUCUGCUUUUGGAGACCCAGAUGGAGGUGCCUGAUGAACACAAAGCUAUUCAGGUCAGCUGAAGAAGUAAGCUUCCAGAAGGAUCCUGCUUCUCUUCAUACCCCAUUCAGGUCCAUCAGAGAAGGGACAGCUGAGCUGAGAACUUGUAUUGGUCUUCAGAGCCAGGGCAAUUAGGAUGAAGUUUCUGUUGGGACUCAGUGGUCCCAAGAUGCUCUGAGCAGACAGGCUCCAGCUUCAUGUUCCCAUGUAGCUGCUCUUCCUGCCUUUUCCUCUUUUGUUUAACCCAGGAGGGAUGCUGGCCCAUGCCCACCUCUGUGCCUUCACACAUACUCUUUUACUCCACCUAUUCAUGUCUAACUCCAAGGCCAACCUGUGAGGCAGCCUGUUCUGUGAGGCUUUCUCCAGGCCCUCAGUCUCUCUCCCACUCUCCGUUAAUCGAGGGUACAGCAUGAUAUUUGCCCAGCAUCUGUUUCUCCUUGCCCUCUCCAAUAUCCCACCAGUCAUCAGCCCUGAUGGUUUUAUCAAAAAUUCACCUCUAAUCUGUCUUCUCUGCCAUUUUCACUUCUUUGAGCUCUCAUCUCCUCUCAUCUGGAUUACACCUGGAGUCUCCUACCUUCAUUCUCUCCCCUGACUUCCUUCACUGUUUCAUUCUCCACACCAGCCUCCAGGGGGUUCUUUCUGUAAUCCAAACCUGAUUGUGUCACUCCGUCAUGGAAAGCUCUCCAGUGCAUCACCUUCGGUGGCAAAGCUUCCUGAACGAUUACAAGUAUGCCGAGACAUAAGUCUUUCUGAGCCCCAAACAACCUCUCCAGCUAUAGGUGCAUGUGAAUAUUGUCAUUUUGCUGUGUGUGCAGUUAUGUGAAAGUAGUUUCAAAAUACUGUCCUUUAGGAUAUAUGUCAAACUCUUUCACCUGCCAUUCACGAUCAGCCUCAUCUACUGUAGUAGCCCCCACCUUCUACACACCAGCCAUGUGGAAUACUUGUGGUUCUUAAAGAAGCCAUAUUUUUCCUACCCAUGUGCCUCUGUACCUAUACCUGGAAACCUCCUCUCUCCCCCCACAACUCAGAUGUUUCACGUCUCUCUCUCUAACAAAGCCUUCUCUGCCUCCUUGAGCAGACAUCAACUUGCCUUCUCUGCUUUCAGAGCACCUCCUUAACUUCUCUUUAACUGCCUACCAUGUUGUAUUUACUCCUUGAAGAGCUUGAAGUCUGUGUCUCCCAAAGACACUGUGAGCUUCCAAGAGCAGGGGCCAUGUCUUACUCUCAGUAUCCAUAGCACAGGAUGCAAUAGGCUCUGACCAAUGUCUGUUGAAUGAAUAUACUGGGACUGGUGCCUUCCUGGAGGCAGUCACCAUGGUCCACUCUGGAACCUAAUAUAUGUCUUUGCUGUCUCCUCAGCACCCUGCAGGACAAGAACAAUCUGAUUUUCCCAGAGCCCCAGCACCCAGACAAGCCUGGCAUACCAUGGCCUCAAUAAAAUGUUACGGUAUUUUAAGUCUACCCUUUCUCUCGCCCCAGAAUCCCCCUGGACUCAGUGGUUGCCAACAUGCUGUUAGUGCUCUCUCUCUGCUCUCUCUGGCCUUUUCUCACAGUUCUAUAUCCUCUUUCAGGGUCCAUGUCUGUAACUAGAUGUCACAGCCUCUGUUCUUAACUGUCAGGGUGUUAGUCUUCAUCUCUUUCUCUGAUGAUCCCACCAUGUGUUAACCAUUUGAUCUGCCAUAUGGUUUUGUACUGUUCAUCGUCACCAUCUCUCCCUAUGUUUCACCGUGUAUCUUGGACUUGUUCCCUCCAUGUCACAAGUAAACAGUCACACAGACCAACCAAGGAGUGAGGUUCAGAACAGGAAGGCUGAGACCCAGGGAAACCGAAAUCUUGUGCCAGUAUCUGAGAGAGUCCCCGAUACACCUACACACAGGCAGACUGCCAGGUAUAAUGAGACCAAGGCUGAGAGACUCAGAGACGGUUGACAGAUGUAGGGAAAAGCUCAGAGAUGGUAGAUACACAUUCCUAGUGAAAUGAUCACACAGGCCUCCAACAAACCUGCAGGCAGUGGAAAAGAUGUGGGACUAAAGUUAGGCUACAGAGCCCCACUCCUCCCCAAGGCUGCUUUUGGGACUUGGAUAAGUGACUUCCUUGAACUUCAGUGACCUGCUCAUCUGUAAAGCAUGAAUAAGAUGACCUGACUUGUGCAGCAGCCAAACCAAGGCCUGGCCACCAGCUUGUAGCAUCAAUCUCCACCUCUUUCUGUCCCUAUCUUCCUGCUCUUUGGCACUGAAGAACUGACUCUCCACCCCCUGGCACUCUGAGCAUCUCCAGCACUCACUUUGUCACGAGAUGUGUCUUCCCAUGUUUAUCUAAAGAGGAAGUCAUGGGGGCAAAGAAUCUUUAUUAAGGAUCUACAUGCAUUGUCCAGUCUGCUAAAUAUUAUGUACAUCAUCUCACAACACUUAGGGUAGGAUGACCAUUCCCACUUUCUAGAGGAAGGGACUUGGGGUUGGAGAAUGUGAGUGGCCAAGUUUAUACUGCCAGAGACUGGAAGCAUUGAGAUUUGAAAACCUAUCCAAAUAUGUCAGCAAUUUCAAUAAGCAUCACUAUAUUCAACAAACCAAGGAAGACAAAUAUUAACAUUAGAUUUCAAAUCCGGAUAUAAUGUUCUUUAGAAUAAACACAUCUAAAGUGGAAAAGUUGAGGGUAAAGGAAUAGAAAAGGAUAUACAAGGCAGACAUGAAUCUGAAGAAAGACAACAGAGCCAUAUUAAUUUUGACAAAAUAGAUAUAGACACAGAAAAGCAUUAGUAGGGUCAUAGAUCACUAUGUUUUUUUAUAAAAAGAACAAUUCAUUAAAAGAUGUGAUAGUUUGAAACCAGACAGAAAUGGAUUGAAAUGUGUUGAAAUCAUAGAAAUGGAUAAGACCAUAUGUGUAGUUGGAAAUGCUACCACAUUCUUUGUGAUAACAGAAUAUUUGAAGAAAUAAUUACUAAAACUUUCCAAAUUUGGCAAAAGUUGUCAAUUUACAGGUUUAGAAAGCUCAGUGAACCCCAAACAGCAUAAUCUCAAAGAAACCCAUACCUGCACAUAUCAUAAUCGAACUGAUGAAAACAAAACAUUUAAAAAUUUUGAAAACAGUCUGUGGGGAUCCCUGGGUGGCGCAGCGGUUUGGCGCCUGCCUUUGGCCCAGGGCGCGAUCCUGGAGAACCGGGAUCAAGUCCCACGUCGGGCUCCCGGUGCAUGGAGCCUGCUUCUCCCUCUGCCUGUGUCUCUGCCUCUCUCUCUCUCUCUCUCUGUGUGACUAUCAUAAAUAAAUAAAAAUUAAAAAAAAAAAGAAAGAAAACAGUCUGUGAAAAACUAAGCAUUAUAUAAAGGUCAAUGCAAAAGAUUAUGGGUUUCUUGUCAGAAAUAUUGGAAGCCAGAAGGCAGAGAAACAACAUGUUUAAAGUGCUGGGGGGAAAAAACCCUGUGAAUCCAAAAUUGACAUCAGGAAGGAGAGUAAAAUACAGGAUUCCUGGGUGGCUCCACGGUUCACCACCUGUCGUCAGCCCAGGGCAUGAUCCUGGAGUCCUGGGAUCGAGUCCCACAUCAGGCUCCUUGCUUGGGGUCUGCUUCUCCCUUUGCCUGUGUCUCUGCCUCUCUCUCUCUCUCUCUCUCUCUCUCUC